Molecule: messenger RNA, 1850 nt
Organism: Galleria mellonella (greater wax moth)
Lineage: Eukaryota; Metazoa; Arthropoda; Insecta; Lepidoptera; Pyralidae
Product: pyruvate kinase PKM-like
Exons: 1
Coding region: 144-1844 (566 amino acids)
Biological process (GO): glycolytic process
Cellular component (GO): cytoplasm
Molecular function (GO): pyruvate kinase activity; potassium ion binding; magnesium ion binding
Source: RefSeq, a predicted model, not a curated record
CUUUUGAUCACAUACACUGUUAUAUAAAUUAUAUAAAUUAAACGAAUUUUAUGAGUUUUGUUUUUUAAAAACAAAUAUAUCUUGUUUUAUAUAUAAUUUUUAGAUUUUAAUUAAAGUUUUAAUUUUUUUUAAUAUAAUAUACAAUGGCAUUACCUUGGCAUAUUCCAAUUGAAGCAGUACCUAAAGCAAAUGAAAAUUAUAUACCACCUCAAGCAUCGUUACUAAAACAUUACUGCAAAUUAGAUAUCCACAAAAACCCCUGUGAAGAAUUACAAACUGGUCUUAUGUGUGAUAUUGGAAUUCAUAAUCGAGAACCAGCUACAAUACAAAGAUUAAUAGCAUCCGGAAUGACUGUUGCUAGACUUAAUAUUCGUGAUAUGGAACCAGAUGCUUGUGCCCAGUUAAUUCAGAGCAUAAGACAAGCUGUAUUCAAUUACAGUGCAGAAUUGCAAUAUGUUUAUCCCUUGGCUGUUAUGGUGGAUGUUAGAGGGCCGGACAUCGCAACAGGUGAUUUAAAAGGUGGCCCGCAAUCAAACAUAGAGCUUAUUCAAUACGCUACAAUCAGGUUAACUACUGAUACUAGCUGGCAAAAAAGUGGCACAGCUGAUUGUCUGUAUGUCGGAUACGAUCAUCUUACUGAAUUACAACCAGGUGAUAUAGUUUAUAUUGACAGUUUAACUCCAGGAAAAAUUAAAUUAGUCGUUUCAGAAGUUGGAGACGAUUCCAUUGAAUGUUCAAUAGCAUUCGGUGGUAUAAUAGGUGCAAAAAUGACUGUACGGAUUUCUCAAGUUCCAUAUGAUGUAGAAAAUGUACGUAAUGGACAAGGAGUUAGUUUACAAUCAUUGUUAUAUAGCGAUAUUUCACAACAAACCUUUGAACAUAUGGAGGAACAAAUAGCAUGGGCCGUUGCUUCAGAUGUAGAUGGCGUGUUGGUGCCUAAUGCUCAAACUACUUAUGAUAUUCGUCAAGUAAGAGACAUAUUAUCUGAAAAAGGAAAACAUAUCCUUGUUUUCGCGUGUAUUGAUUCUGUAUUAGGAUUUGAUAAUAUUGAUAAAAUUUUAUCUGAAGCAGAUGGUAUUUAUUUGGAUCGGUGCGUAUUAAGUACAGAUUUACCAGUAGAAAAAAUAUUUAUUGCCCAAAAAAUUAUUAUCGCUAAAUGUAAUGAAAUAGGAAAGCCUUGCUUAUGUAAAGCAGUAAUAAAUGAGCAGAUUCCUACUUUAUGUGUUACUGAUAUAGCUAAUCUAGUAUUAGAUGGCGUAGAUGUGCUGUCUUUGGAACUUAAUUAUGAUUCGCCUUUAAAAAAAUUUGCACCUUCUUAUGAUGCUAUACGUAUAGCUGAACACUGUUUGGCUGCUGCUGCAGUAAUAUGUAGACACGCAGAACGAAUAAUCUGGCAACCAAAGGUGUACGGUAAUAUGGAAUUGAUGCAAAGUCCUCUUGAAGAACCUACAAAAGCUGUAUGUGUUAGCGCCGUAGAACUCGCAAUGCGUUCACGAGCAGUUGUAAUUAUUUGUUUGACAAAUUCUGGACGUACAGCUAAAAGUUUAGCACACGCAAAACCUACGUGUCCCAUUGUAGCUGUUACUCGCGCUUGUCAUACAGCAAGGCAAUUGCGCUUUUGGAAAGGGAUUCGCGCAGUGCACUAUUUUGAGGUAGCUAAAGGUAGUUGGAGUUCUGAAAACGACUCUCGGAUACAUGCCGCACUUGAUUAUUGCAAAGCAAAACGUAUUAUACGUGCCGGUGAUGCAUAUGUAAUUGUUACUGGGUCGCGUCGCGGCGUAGGUUAUUGCGAUUCUGUUCGACUUUUAUAUGCAAGCGCUCGUGAUACAGUUAUAAUAGAAUAAAAUAAA